CUGAAGGCACUGGGAAAACUUCAGAUGUAAUGUUAAAACUUCGUACAGAACUAGUUAUCACAUCAUACCACGGAAGAUAUAGCUCUAGCUCCAACACCAUACGCAAGGUCUCCUUACUUUCAAACUUCGCUUCAUUUUUAUUAAUGACGAGGCACGCGUUCAGAGGUCGACUUUAAGUGUUCUCAUUCCGGAAUGGUACACUUCGUUAAUUACACACACUCUGAUUGGCUGAGUGAUUUUGAUUGACAUACUAUCAUCCGUUUAUCUGCAACACCGAGAAAGUCCGCAUUUCAUAGUAUUUAAAGCCCCGCACAACAUCAGUUUUAUUUAUAACUUGGACGCGCUUCCUUCGAGGUUCAAAAAACUUGGCAAAACAGUUUUGUAUAGGGCGAUCAGCUGUUGAGCUGUUUACAUGUGUAGUGGGUAGGUGUGUACGCGUGGAGCGGUAUUUAAGCCACCUUACUACGGGUAUCUACACUCAACACGCCAUCGUACACUGUAGAACCACCAUAUAACUUUUGUUGUACAAGUGACAGAAAUAACGGAGAUUUCCUAAAAAAUUAAACAUGGACUUUAAAGUUGUUUUCUGGAUUGGCUUCCUGUCCACGUGCAUGGUAACGUCAACAGUUGAUUCAGUCAUCCCGGACUACAUGCUAGAACGUGCUAAGUUUGUACCGCGUCCUCGCCGUAGGAUCUUCCGUGCCACCUCAAAGAAAUGCUGCAAAAUCGGCGUACGCACAGCGAAGAAAAAAUUAUCCUGCACAGUAGAUUUAGCAGUGCGGAAUAACAACUUCGUCAUCACCCGUUUAAAAACAACUGGUUCAAAUUCUGAACUGAAAAGAUAUGGCCAAAAUCUUGCGAAAAAAAUAAACUCAUGUGGAUCAGCAGGCUUUGGUAAAGUAUUUGAGAAAUGCUGCAAAUAUCGAGAAGAUUUUAGAAAGUCAUUGCAAAUGUGCAAAGUGAAACACCGGAAGCGAGUUGAUAAACGGAAAUGCAGACGAGAUGUGAAACGACGCCACUUGAGUUACCUUUGAGCGAAUAUCAUCCCUUAAACGAAGGAGAUAAAGCUCUCGUGGGAAAUGGGCGGCGCCUCUCUCCGACACUCAGUGUGGCAGGAGAGACCGUCCUACACUAAGCACGCUAUGCCAGAGCUACAACGAGAGCCAUCCUCGGACGUGAGAACUGAGCAGGCCAGACAACCAAUAAGUAACAAACACGGAUAUGGUCAGGACCAAAAACGUUUCGGAACGUUUGAGGAAAGGUAUCUGAUCCCAUGAUUUGAAGCCCGUUAUUGUGCGCUCUUGUCAAACGAGGAACGUUCCCAAACGUGUUUGCUCAUGGACGCAGCACUGACGUUUCAUAUAUAUAUAUGUUGUUAUAGUCUCGCGUAUUCUAUAAAUAGAGUAUCUUCGACUGUUAGAAUGACGCUUGUUAUUUUAGUUGGCUAUAUGUAUUGUUGGUGUUCCGUGUAUCAUCCAGCGUGACAAUCUGUUUAGGCGAGAGUGUUCCACUGUAGGAGUACACUCCCUUAGAGUCCAGGGUGUGGAAGUCUCCGAUAUUUUGCUGUAAAAUAUUCCAAGAUUACAAGAUUCCAACGGAAAAUAUUAGAAUACUUCCGUUUCUGGAAUAAAACUAGUCCCAGACGAACAUUGUAAAUUCCGAUGUGUAUUGCAACAGUCUCCUAGUUUCGGAUGUAUAGUCAGCGACUUGUGUAUGGCCUCUGACUCACAAAUAUAUGAUAUCAAAUAUAUGUCGUUUUCGAUUUAUAUUGAUAAUUUUGAAUUUAUUCUUAGCGCUUCCGAGAUUUCGGCGUAUAUAGUCGUCUCUAGCAUACCCAUGUUGGAGUGUCUGACAUUUGUUCUCAGAUUGUGAUUACAUGAUAUAUAUUAUUUGAAAUUUCUGCCGGAAUUCUUAGUGUCCGGUAUAUAUUAGAUUUCCCAAAAUACAUUACUUCAAUAUUCAAAUAAUGUGGAAAUCAAGUGUUUUCAACGAGUGAGCUCAGUCCUUCGAUAAGUAUUGUUAGUUUCCGACAUAUCUCCGGUGUAGUGUUUUUGGUCGUCGUCAACCCUCCAUCAGUUGUUGUCACCGUGUGUUCUACGGUCAAACCCUCUACUGUAUUAAAACUACUGACACGUUCUGUUAGGCCCCAAUGUCAGGCUCGCUGUUAUUCCUCCAGACUGAGGCCCCUGGCUCCCUAUUCGCUGUUAUUCCUCCAGACUGAGGCCCCUGGCUCCCAAGUCGAUGUUAUUCCCCGGACUGAGGCACCUGGCUCCCAAGUCGAUGUUAUUCCCCGGACUGAGGCACCUGGCUCCCAAGUCGUGGUUAUUCCCCGGACUGAGGCACCUGGAUCUCAUGUCGAUGUUAUCCCCCGGAAUGAGAGUCCCAAUGCGUGGUCCCCUGUCGAUGUUAUCCCCCCGGACUGAGGAUCCCAAUAUGCAGUUCCCCAGUCGACAAUUUUUUCCCAGACUGAGGGUCCAAAUGCGUGGUUCCUCAAUCAAAUGUUAUUUCCCCGGACUGAGUCUAAAAAUACAGUAAGGGAAAUCAUUUUUUCUUUUUUAAGUUUUUCAGUACACGCAUUUAAUGGACUUAAAACGCGAUAAAGUGAUAAGGACAAUGUUGAAUAUGAGAGUGUGUUGUAUGUGUAGAGAGGAUGACCGUAUUAAGCUGGUAAUGGAUGGUGUGUGAAAGGAGUGGACAAUUCCACUGUCAUUUUCUGAUCUCCACGCACAAAUAAUUCCUAUGUUUAUUUUUAGGAGAUGUUGAAAUGUUAUAUACAUAAUUAUACAAUAUAAAAGUAUAUUGAUAUGUAUUAUAAACCGGAGGCAAAGGUAGCGACUGUCGUUGUGUUGUUAAGCAUUCAAAAUAUUAUUUUAUUUCGUAUGAUGAUAUGCGUUUUAUUUUUACAAAUAAACAAAUGAAUUCCAGUAAA
Molecule: messenger RNA, 2929 nt
Organism: Pecten maximus
Lineage: Eukaryota; Metazoa; Mollusca; Bivalvia; Pectinida; Pectinidae
Exons: 2
Coding region: 567-1034 (155 amino acids)
Source: RefSeq, a predicted model, not a curated record